AUGAGUGAAGCGCUCGUGAAGCAGCUGUCGCUGCUUCGUCUCAUAAGUCGCUCGUUAGACAAUUUUAAAAAAAUUGGUAAAAACAAUUACAACGCUGCAAAGAUUCGCGCGAGAAUUUCCGCGCUUAAAGAAACAUGGGCGCAGUGCUUGCAGACUCACGCAGCCAUCGUCCUCAGCACUCCAGAAAUUAAAAGAAGCGAGCUCGACUACUUCAAAAAUCAGAUGUUCGACGAAUAUUACGAUAUUUAUCAAACAACGCUCGAAUACAUGACCGAAUGUCUCAAGGACAUUGAACCUGUGGUCGCGCCUGAAGCAGCCGGUCAUGGUAAUAAACAGUGUGAGUCGUCUUUAUCGUUAUCUCAUUUGCCACCGAUCAAUAUUCCGCCGUUCUCAGAAAAGUUUGAGGACUGGGAGAGUUUUCGUGACCGAUUCACGUCACUCAUUAUCGCGAACAGAGACUUAUCCGCCUUUGCGCGAAUGCAUUUUCUGACCUCGAGUCUUACAGGCCGCGCUCUGGAAUCGCUAAAGAGCAUUCCGGUUACCGCGGAUAAUUUUGACAUCGCUUGGCAGACUCUCGUCUCACGAUAUGAAAAUAAACGUCGAUUAAUAGAGAUUCAUGUUUCGGCUCUCCAUAAUUUACCAAGUGUCUCGCGUGAAAAUGCAUUCGAACUAACUGAUCUUCGAGACAAAGCAAAUCGUGCGAUCGCGUCGCUCCGAAAUAUGCACCGUUUAUCCGAAGAGAUUCUCAGUGACAUGCUCGUCCACUGCCUGACUCAAAAAUUGGAUCCCGCUACACGGAAAGCCUGGAAGCUGAAAGAAGGCGACGAUCGUGAAAUACCAACGUAUGAAGAUCUCGACAAAUUUAUUGCGUUUCGCUCUCGCGCUCUCGAGGAGCUUACCUCUCCCCACGCCGUAAAAUCGUCGCGAUCACCGAAAGUCCUGAGCGCUACGACUUCCGCGACAUUACCUACCGCGUGUCCUCUCUGUAAAGAAUCGCAUUUUAUUAACAAAUGCCCGCAAUUUAUUAAAAAGAGUCCCAGCCAACGAUUAGAGACAAUAAAACAAGCAAAGCGAUGCAUCAAUUGUUUGAGCGCGAAACACGCAACGCCUGCAUGCCCCAGCAAAUAUUCUUGCCGAACAUGCCAGGCGAAGCAUCACUCAAUGCUUCACAGCGAUUCUACGGCAUCUCCGAUCCCGAAGGCUGCGCCAACCUCCGCAACCUCACCGAUCGAGAAAAUAGAACUCGCUCCCGUGAAUGCCUUAUUCUCCACUUUACGAAUUACUUCAAGACCGUCUGUUCUCCUCGCGACAGCGCGUGUUAGAAUCGGAUCUCCAUCGGGUCGCUAUCUUGUAGUGCGAGCGUUGUUAGACCAAGGGUCCGAAGUGACCUUUAUAACGGAGCGACUAGUGCAAAGUUUAAGAUUACGUCGAAUCAAAACUCCUAUAUCCAUCUCUGCCGUCGGAUGCGUUAAUGCCGGCACGUGUCGGUACGCGGUCAAUAUUCAGCUCUGCCCGUGCGAUUCAAUCCGUCCGGUUCUCAUGUCUACCGCGUUUGUUUUACGCUCAUUGACGAACUAUUCUCCAGCGCCGGUGUCACCCGAAGUCCACUGGAGUCAUCUCGCCGAUCUGAAACUCGCAGAUCCAGACCCAGUGAACGCCGACCUCAUUGAUGUCAUUAUCGGCGCGGACUUAUUCAGCGACUUACUCCUCGACGGAAUUCGAAAAGGCGAGCAAGGUCAGCCCAUCGCUCAAAACACAAUAUUCGGAUGGGUGAUCUCCGGCCCUACGUCCACUAAAAGUGUGUCGCGAAAAUUCACAGUGCAACACUGCUCGAGCUCGCUCACUCUCGAUCAAGAGCUCCGUAAAUUUUGGGAGGUUGAAGAGAUACCUCGACAAAUAUCGCUAAGCCCGGAAGAACAACAGUGCGAGGAGCAUUUUCGCGCUACGCAUUCUCGCAAUUCCGACGGGCGCUAUAUCGUCCGUCUUCCGUUCAAAAAGGGCCCCCCAAUCGCAAUCGGCAAAUCGCGCAAUACAGCCGCAUGUCUACUCCGAUCGCUGCGUCGUCGACUGAGCACGAAUCUCGGCUUGAAAGAGGCAUAUUUCGAAUUUCUCCGCGAAUAUGAAGAGCUCGGACACAUGCGAAAGGUUACGACCGCCUCGGCACCCUCUUGUCAACACGUAUACAUUCCGCACCACCCUAUUAUUCGUGAGAGCAGUAGCACCACUCGACUCCGAGUUGUAUUUAACGCGUCCAGUCGCACCUCGAAUAAUACCUCUCUAAACGAUCAUUUGCUCACUGGGCCCAAAUUACAAGCCGACUUAGCAGCCGUCAUACUGCGCUGGCGACAGUGUCGAUACGUUUAUUCCGCCGACAUUGCAAAAAUGUAUCGCCAAAUCCUGGUUGAUCCUCGCGACGUCGAUCACCAGCGCAUUAUCUGGACCGAUAGCUCCAACGAAUGCGACCAGGAAUUUCAGCUUUUGACAGUUACGUACGGAACUGCAUCCGCUCCGUUUUUAGCACUGCGCGUGCUGCAGCAACUUGUGCGCGAUGAGGGUCACGAGUUUCCGUUAGCUGUUCAAGUCCUGCAGGACAACACCUACGUGGACGACGUUCUGUUCGGAGCUGACGACAUACCCCUUCUGCGACAGAUUCGCGAUCAAGUUUGCGCAGUGUUAAGUCGGGGUAAGUUCGAUUUACGCAAGUGGUCGAGCAAUUCAUACAAGCUGCUAAGUGAUAUAGCGGAAGAGAACGGCCUCGCCUGCAGCAAAACGUUGCAAACUGACGAGCAGCUUAAAAUUCUCGGCAUCAGCUGGAACCCGACUCUCGAUGCAUUUCAAUUCAACGUGUCGCUUCCCGCAUCGAUUCCAAAAACCAAACGCACGAUCCUCUCCACAAUCGCUAAAAUUUUUGAUCCAUUAGGAUGGAGUGCUCCCGUCACCAUCGCGGCAAAAAUCUUCUUACAGCACUUAUGGCAACAAAAGGUCGACUGGGACGAGGCAAUUCCACCCGCACUUGCGUCUCAAUGGGAAACUAUUCAAUCGUCACUCAACGAUAUAAACGGUCUUCAGCUGGAACGUUGGAUCCAACGCGGCGCCGAUACAACGCAUUGCGAGAUUCACGGAUUUGCCGACGCGUCCAAUGCCGCCUACGCUGCGGCAGUUUAUAUCCGACUCAUAUCUCUCUCAGGAUACGUCACAGUAAGGUUAUUAGUGGCCAAAUCUAAAGUCGCACCAGUGAAGACGCUCAGCAUACCCCGAUUGGAGCUAUCUGCUGCGGUACUACUGUCUCGCCUCGUGGAAUUCGUGCGCAGCUCGCUAUAUCUCGGCACCGUACCCUGUCACUGCUGGACCGAUUCCACCGUCGUACUCGCAUGGAUAAACCAACAUCCCUCCAAAUGGAAGACAUUCGUAUCCAAUCGAGUCUCGGAGGUUCAAUCACGGCUACCCUCAGCCUCAUGGCGACACGUGCCAACAGCCGAUAAUCCCGCCGAUUGCGCCUCCAGAGGCAUCUCGGGCAAUCUGUUAUUGUCACACCAUUUAUGGUGGCAAGGACCUGCGUGGUUGCGCCUCGCAGGCGCGGACUGGCCCUCUCAGGUCGAUCCGGCAGCUCUUGAAACAGACCACGACCAAAUCAUCACGCGACUACUCACUUAG
Molecule: messenger RNA, 3654 nt
Organism: Linepithema humile (Argentine ant)
Lineage: Eukaryota; Metazoa; Arthropoda; Insecta; Hymenoptera; Formicidae
Source: RefSeq, a predicted model, not a curated record